Messenger RNA from Cryptococcus amylolentus CBS 6039, 734 nucleotides. RefSeq names its product signal peptidase I. Gene Ontology annotation, molecular function: serine-type endopeptidase activity. NCBI's taxonomy places the organism in Eukaryota, Fungi, Basidiomycota, Tremellomycetes, Tremellales, Cryptococcaceae. The coding region runs from base 124 to 654 and encodes 176 amino acids. Gene Ontology annotation, cellular component: membrane; signal peptidase complex. The record is from RefSeq and is a predicted model, not a curated record. The transcript is spliced from 5 exons.
CUUUUUCGUAUCUCUCCACAACGUCUACCUCGCAAGAACCCGCUCUCGGUGCACCAAUCGCCCCAUAUAUCUCUGCAUAUCCUCCAUUCGACAGGAAGAACCAAGCAGGAAGAAGGGACAGACAUGUUUAGCGCGGAGAUUGCAAAGAUCCGGAAAUUGGGUGUGCAAGGGGCCCUGUUCCAAGCCCUCACACUCCUCAAUGUCGUUGCCUCGGGGUUGAUGAUGUGGAAGUCUUUGUGUCUGUUUACGAAUUCGGAGAGUCCUAUCGUCGUGGUAUUAUCGGGAUCAAUGGAACCUGCAUUCUACCGUGGCGAUAUCUUGUUUCUGACCAAUCCCGAGGACGUGCCGUAUGAAGUAGGGGAUAUCACUGUCUACAAAAUACCAGGAGCAGACAUCCCCAUCGUCCACCGCGUUAUCGAAUCACAUUCCACCAACACCACCCAACGCCUGCUCACCAAAGGCGACAACAAUCCAUCAGACGAUAUCGUGCUCUACAAUGGAGCAGAGUGGAUUGAGAGGGAGCAGAUCGUAGGGAAGGUGAGGGGGUUCUUGCCGUAUGUGGGGUAUGUGACUAUUGCUAUGAACGAUUUCCCGCAACUAAAGUACGCCGUCCUCGCCAUCGUCGGCGGGUUCGUCCUUGUUCAGGGAGAAUAGAAAGCCCUCUUCAGUAGGGUACAAGAUGAGGAAAGUCGACAUGUAAAUAUGAUAUCAUGAAUAUGGGCAUUGUGCAUCAC